Molecule: messenger RNA, 1293 nt
Organism: Aspergillus lentulus
Lineage: Eukaryota; Fungi; Ascomycota; Eurotiomycetes; Eurotiales; Aspergillaceae
Gene: udpA
Product: UDP-N-acetylglucosamine 1-carboxyvinyltransferase family protein
Biological process (GO): UDP-N-acetylgalactosamine biosynthetic process
Molecular function (GO): UDP-N-acetylglucosamine 1-carboxyvinyltransferase activity
Source: RefSeq, a predicted model, not a curated record
AUGGCGCAUAAUCUCAUUAGCAUUGAAGGAGGCCGUGACGUUGUCGGCGAUGUAUACAUCUCUGGUUCCAAGAAUGCAGGACUACCAAUCAUGGCAGCGUCAAUCCUCACCUUGGGGGAAAGCACGCUGGAAAGAGCCCCCGGGCUGACGGACAUUGAGAAUUUCGCUAGCAUCCUCCGGUACCUCGGUGGAAGCGUCGUCUGGAGGUCUAACUCCCUGCGGAUUGACACGGCGCAUAUGGAAAACCGGGAGUUACCCGCCAGCUUGACACGGCCACUCCGGGCCUCGAUCCUCGCUCUGGGACCCCUUUUGGCCCGUUUCGGGCAUGUAAAGAUCUCACUCCCAGGUGGUUGCACGAUCGGCAAACGUCCAAUCGACGAGCAUAUCAGCGGCCUUGAGAAACUCGGCGCAUGCAUCACACUCACGCAGAUGGCGAUUGAGGCUCGAGUUCCGUGUACCGGGCUGCAGGGCACAGUUCUUCAGCUACGUACACCCACCGUCACUGGGACCAUGAACCUGAUGCUGGCAGCAUGUCGGGCCAGAGGCAUCACGCACAUCCACAACGCCGCGCGAGAACCCGAGGUGGUGGAUCUGUGCCGCUGUCUCAUCAGCAUGGGGAUGGUCAUCCACGGCGAGGGCACAGAGCAUCUAGAAAUUCAUGGAAGGGAUAUCCCACUCCGUCCAUACAACUACCGACUUAUGGAUGACCGGAUCGAAGGCGGGACAUUUCUUAUUCUGGGAGCUAUGGCUGGCAACCCACUUCGGAUCCACGGGUGCCGCGAAGACCACCAGGCCGUACUGAUUCAGAAACUCCGCGCUGUUGGGGCCCAUAUCACCAUCGAGACACCAGCCAUCAUCAUGAUCAUCAAAGCCAGCAACCCCAAAGCCAUAGAUAUCAUGACGGGACCGUACCCGGCUUUUCCUUCCGAUCUUCAACCGCAGCUCAUGACGUUACUGUCCAUCUCACAGGGCGUCAGCCGAAUACACGAAACGGUCUUUGAGCGACGAUUCAACCAUGUAGCGGGUCUACUGGCCAUGGGGGCGAAGAUACAGCAUGUAGGAAAGAAUGCCGUAAUUCACGGCGUUGAAAGACUCGUUGCACGUGCCGUGGCAGCGACAGAUCUCCGGGCAGGAGCCUCUCUGGUGAUAGCUGCGAUAGCUGCGGAAGGUGUCUCAGUUAUUCAAGGAUUGGAGCAUGUAGAUCGCGGGUAUGAACGGUUGGGGGACAAGUUGAGUAGCAUAGGAGUAGUCUUCAACACUGAGGCCGCAGGAUCAAUUGCCGGUCCGAAUUAG